Molecule: messenger RNA, 810 nt
Organism: Knipowitschia caucasica
Lineage: Eukaryota; Metazoa; Chordata; Actinopteri; Gobiiformes; Gobiidae
Source: the annotation of a GenBank genome assembly
AUGGCAGACCGUACGCAAACACUGUCAGGGAUGAAGCAGACUGAGACGGAUCGGGACCACCCAGAGCAACAACAACUGCUGGGAUACAUUCUAGAUGAUAAGCAUCCAGAAAAUGAAAUAAUAAUCAAAGACUGCAACACUUGCCUGACGAGGGGAAAUUUCCAGACUUUGGGGCUUCGAAAGGACAUGGAUUCCGAGAUGGGAAAUGCUUGUCUGCGCCUCGUGCAGGAAAUCCUUCAGAUACAGGGAAAAUCAAUUCAUGUUGUUGACCUGUAUAUACCCCCAACAUGGCUGCCAACUUCUAAUUGCAACCCUGCUGAAGGCUUGCCAGUAAACUCACAAAACAUGGAUGCUAUCGUCAUUCCUCUUUGGGUCCCCGGUCAUUUCAUGUUUGCUCUUGCGCAGAAACUGGCUCCAGGUCCCUGGAUUGAAAAAACAGGGAAAGACAUAGAGGGACUUCCCCAACAGACACAUGCCAAUGACUGUGGCAUUUUUAUGAUAAUGUAUACUUGGUACCUAAUCCUUGGUGCACCAUUUGACUUCACUGUCGACGAUAUGCCAGUACUGCGAAGAUGGUGGUGUGUAGUGCUAGUGGAAAACCUACACCUGGAAGGGCAUGGAAGACGAUUUGCUCAUUUCACUAAAGAGGGCAAGCAAAUGGUCAAUGGGUGCCUUUCACCCAUCUUCAGACUGAAGAGGAAGAGACCGUGUACUGAAGUGACAAAUCAGCGCCCUUGGACAAUGACUAACCAGGCAAAAACAACUGAAAUUGUCCAGCUAACGCAGUUGAAUCACGAAUGCCUCCUCUGA